AUGUCUCAAGGUACUUUAUUCAUUUCUCCAUCUCCAAGAUGUCAGGCAGCUGUUGCUAUCGUUAACCACUAUAAUUUAGACAUUGAAGUUGUCAACAUCAAGUCUACUGUCUGUAAAGAUUUCCAAGAAAAAUUCACUUUACAUCAAGUCCCAGCUUUCUUAGGUCCAAAGGGUUUAAGAUUGACUGAAAAUGCUGCUAUCUUAUCCUAUUUGAUUGAUUUGUUACCAGAAAAGGACCAAAAAUUAUUAUUUGGUUUCACACCAAUGGAAAAGAUUCAAGUUUUAAGAUGGUAUUCCAUUGGUAAUUCCAACCUUUUCUCUUCUAUUGCUGGUAAUUUCUUGAUGUUGUCUGGUAUCUAUCAAUACAACAAGAAACAAGUCGAUUCUAAUAUGCAAACUAUUGAAUUAUACGCCAAAUUCUUUGAAGAAAGAUUGGUUGACUACACAUACUUAGCCACUGAAAACAUCUCUGUUGGUGAUGUUCAAUGUUUCUCUGCUUGGGCUUUUGCUUUCAGCUCUAUCUGUGGUUCUGAAUUUAGAAAGAACCACCCAUACUUGGUCAGAUGGUUCAACACUGUUCUUGCUUCUCCAAUCGUUUCUGAAACCUAUGCUGAUUAUAAGUUGAUUGAUGAACCAAUCAAAUAUAAUCCACCAAAAAAGGAAAAGAAAGAAUCUAACAAGCAACAACAACAACAAAAGAAGAAGGAUGAAGAACCAAAGAAGGAAUCUACUGAAUCUAAUGAUGCUGCUCCACAAAAGAAACCAAAGCAUCCAUUGGAAUUAUUAGGUAAGUCUACUUUCGUCUUGGACGAAUGGAAGAGAAAGUAUUCCAACGAAGAUACUAGACCAGUUGCCUUACCAUGGUUCUGGGAACAUUACAACCCAGAAGAAUACUCUUUAUGGAAGGUUGAAUACAAAUACAACGAUGAAUUAACUUUAACUUUCAUGUCUAAUAACUUGAUUGGUGGUUUCUUCAACAGAUUAACUGGUUCCACCAAAUACAUGUUCGGUUCCAUGGUUGUCUAUGGUGAAAACAACAACAACGGUAUCAUUGGUGCUUUUAUGGUUAGAGGUCAAGACAACGUCCCAGCUUUCGAUGUCGCUCCCGAUUGGGAAUCUUACUCCUACACUAAAUUAGACCCAACCAAUGAAGACGACAAGGAAUUCGUUAACAACAUGUGGGCUUGGGAUAAGCCAGUUGUUGUCAAUGGUGAAAACAAAGAAAUUGUUGAUGGUAAGGUCUUGAAAUGA
Arxiozyma heterogenica is the source of this 1251-nucleotide messenger RNA. RefSeq names its product translation elongation factor EF1B gamma (gene TEF4). The transcript has a single exon. The record is from RefSeq and is a predicted model, not a curated record. Gene Ontology annotation, biological process: translational elongation. The coding region runs from base 1 to 1251 and encodes 416 amino acids. Gene Ontology annotation, cellular component: nucleus; cytoplasm. Lineage: Eukaryota; Fungi; Ascomycota; Saccharomycetes; Saccharomycetales; Saccharomycetaceae. Gene Ontology annotation, molecular function: translation elongation factor activity.